AUGGAAUCGCCGCCUGUGACGCCGGAGGAGUCGCACAUCGUCGCACACCGAUCCUCCUCCUUCACCGCGCUGCGAUCGCUCAACAAGACGCAGAAGUCGCAGCAGCGUCACUCCUCGUCGAACGCGUCGCCCGCACCCACCAGAUCCUCCUCCAUGAAUAACGACAAACGAAGCCUGCCAGGGAGGAGGAAAGCAAUGAUGGUGCUGUUCCUGGCUGCCGUCUCGAUCUCCACCAUUUUCGUCGUGAAGGAUCUCAGAUUCUCCGGCCAGUCGCAACAACCAAAAGUGGACGCCGCGAAGAGGGUCGGUGUGCUGGAUGACCCCGGCCCUCUGAUGGCCGUGGAUUCGCCAUCACCUGCACAAACGGACGGCGGAGAUUCCUUUCCAGAGACUGUAACGGCGGACUCAGAAUCUGGUCUUGAGAGAUUACCAUCCGCCAGCGACCAGUCACGUGUGUUGACGGAUGAGAGUCAGAGCGAGCAGCGGCCUUCGUUCCACACUUCGGUUCAGAACGGUUUUGACCACUCUCCGCCUGCCGGGGAGCAAGAGGGAGAGGGGAAGGUUGUACCUGAUGCCUUGGGGGGGGAGAAUCGGGCGAGCCCGGGGGAUGAGCUGAGGGAACAGGGUGCUUCGGCGGGGGAGAAUGAGCUGGGGGGCCAGGGCUCUUCGGGAAGCGAGGAUUUGGAAAGGUCGGGUGCUUUGGAGGGCCAGGAUGUAUCCAAGGAAGAUCAACCCUCUGGAUCCCGUGCUUCCCCCGUCGCAUCCCUGCGCCAAUUUCACCCUCCCACCGCCUUCCACCGACAGGAAGCGCACUGGACCCAGACCCUGUCCCGUGUGCUAUCUUCCACUGCCAGACGCCAUGGCCAUGCGUCCCCCCGGGGCCACACAGAGGAGCCUAUUCUGAAGCACCUCUCGUUCGUGACAGAGGAAGACGCCAGCGAGCGGGCUGCCAGGCGAGCAGGCAACCGGCCGCGGUUCAACGGGCACCAGUCGCUGCAGCAGCGCGAGGACUCGUUUAAAAUCCAAGAAAGCAUGCGCGUGCACUGCGGCUUUGUGUGGGGCGGCAAGGUGGGCAACGGCACGGGCUUUGACGUGUCGGAUGAUGACAGGCGGUUCAUGGAGCGCUGCUACGACAUUGUUGUUGUUUCCGCCAUCUUUGGCGCCUAUGAUCUGGUACAGCAGCCGAGCAACAUCAGCGAGGAGGCGAGGCAGCAGCUGUGCUUCGUGAUGUUUGUGGAUGAGACCACCUUCAACGAGUUUAUCCGCGACGGCACUCUCAAGCAGCCCCGCACCCGGCGAGUGGGCUUGUGGCGGCUUGUUGUUGUGCACAACCCACCCUACAGGGACCCCCGGCGCACGGGCAAGAUCCCCAAGCUGCUCAUUCACCGCCUCUUCCCAAAUGUGCAAUUCUCCAUGUGGGUCGAUGCAAAGCUGCAGCUCGUCCAGGACCCCUACAUGAUCCUUGAGAGAUUCCUGUGGCGUGGGAAUUUCUCCUGGGCGAUAUCGAAGCACUACAAGCGGUUUGACGUGUUCGUUGAGGCGGAGGCCAACAAAGCGGCGGGGAAGUAUCGCAAUGCGAGCAUCGACGAGCAGAUGGAGGUGUAUCGGAGCGACGGGAUGACACCUUUUUCAGAAGAUAAAAUGCCGAUCAUUAGCGAUGUGCCUGAGGGGUGUGUGAUAAUGCGAGAGCACACGGCACUCAGCAACCUCAUGGCGUGCCUGUGGUUCAACGAGGUGGACCGAUUCACGUCCCGCGACCAGCUCAGCUUUGGCUACACGCGAGACAAGAUCUGCCGCAGCGUGCCCGCCUGGCGCCUCAACAUGUUCCUCGACUGCGAGCGCCGCAACUUUGUGGUUCAGGUUAGUGUUUUGUUGUUCAAGGUCAGCUUUGGCUACACGCGAGACAAGAUCUGCCGCAGCGUGCCCGCCUGGUGCCUCAACAUGUUCCUCGACUGCGAGCGCCGCAACUUUGUGGUUCAGGUUAGUGUUUUGUUGUUCAAGGUCAGCUUUGGCUACACGCGAGACAAGAUCUGCCGCAGCGUGCCUGCCUGGCGCCUCAACAUGUUCCUUGACUGCGAGCGCCGCAACUUCGUGGUGCAGGUGGGUGGUCUGCGGUGCAGAUUGGUGCUCUUCGGUGCAGGUCGGUGCUCUGCGGUUCAGGUGGGUGUUGUGGGGCGCUUUCAGUGCGACCAGCUCAGCUUUGGCUACACGAGGGACAAGAUCUGCCGCAGCGUGCCCGCCUGGCGCCUCAACAUGUUCCUCGACUGCGAGCGCCGCAACUUUGUGGUGCAGGUGGGUGGUCUGCGGUACAGGUCGGUGGUUGUGUUGUUCCGAUUCCAGACGAGCAAAGCCCAUUGA
Molecule: messenger RNA, 2358 nt
Organism: Closterium sp. Yama58-4
Lineage: Eukaryota; Viridiplantae; Streptophyta; Zygnematophyceae; Desmidiales; Closteriaceae
Source: the annotation of a GenBank genome assembly